Molecule: messenger RNA, 1405 nt
Organism: Engraulis encrasicolus (European anchovy)
Lineage: Eukaryota; Metazoa; Chordata; Actinopteri; Clupeiformes; Engraulidae
Gene: lmo1
Product: LIM domain only 1
Exons: 4
Coding region: 876-1343 (155 amino acids)
Biological process (GO): positive regulation of transcription by RNA polymerase II
Cellular component (GO): nucleus
Molecular function (GO): DNA-binding transcription factor binding; transcription coactivator activity
Source: RefSeq, a predicted model, not a curated record
ACACGCGCGCGCACUUUCCCUUAGCUGUGCUUUUGUGUUUUGUCAGAAUUAAUGAGAAAAGUUCCCUUGCCCUAGGGGUAAUUAGUGUCCUUGGAGUUAAAUAAGCUAAUACUUAGACACCUCUGGCACAAGCAAUUAUGUUUGUGUAUUGAAUAAUUGAUUCAAAGAGGGGGGAAGGGCCGCUAAUCAGAUCUGAGCAUAAUGAAUUGAUUUAAUUAACAGGGGAAUCCGAGGGUCUCUGGGAACGGCGCACGUUUAUUCAGCAGCAGGAGCGAGAGCAGCACACACAUAAAUUGGGAGGGAUAGGCAGUGUGAGUAUGCUUUUAGCAGUUGUCGGGUCUAGAAUUGGAUUUCUUGAAUAUAGUUACAGUUACGGAGCAAAUGAGAGCAGGGGAGAGGACAGCGCUUCACUGUACGGAGAACUCGGCAGUUUAAUGUAACGAUAGGCUUUUUAACAUCUCGCCGCGGACGAAUUCAAGUUGAAUUUAUCCUGCUAAUCCUAACUAGGGCUUCGUAUGGAAUACAUCGACGCUACUCGGCUUGGUUUAGACGUUUUUAAUUGCACUUACAGUUUAGUCGAGGGCAUUACACGGUGUCCGAGGGAGCAAAGCAAGACAGAAUCAGGAAUCGCACUGUAGUAGGUUGUCCGAGAAAUUAACAAUAGAAUAACAACAAGCUAUUCCUAUUCAUCCUACAUGGGUUUCCAUUAUUGAACAAGCCAACAGCCAUACGCGCCUGCAAAUUAAAGCUCGCCGUGCCAAGUGCAAUCCGGCGGUGACUGCCGAGCGAUUUCUGACGACGAGUACACCGACUAGUGAAGUCUGCUGGAGCCGAGGACGGAUCGCCUGGAGCCGGACCCCUCGUUCCUCAGGACGAUGGUGUUAGACAAGGAGGAGGGUGUGCCGAUGCUCUCCGUGCAGCCCAAAGGGAAACAGAAGGGGUGCGCAGGCUGCAAUCGCAAGAUUAAAGACCGCUACCUGCUGAAGGCGCUGGACAAAUACUGGCACGAGGACUGCCUGAAGUGUGCCUGCUGCGACUGCCGGCUGGGGGAGGUGGGCUCCACCCUCUACACCAAAGCCAACCUCAUACUCUGCCGUCGCGACUACCUGAGGCUCUUUGGUACAACGGGGAACUGUGCUGCCUGCAGUAAACUCAUCCCAGCCUUUGAAAUGGUGAUGAGAGCCAGAGAUAAUGUUUACCAUUUGGACUGUUUUGCCUGUCAGCUUUGUAACCAGAGGUUUUGCGUGGGCGACAAGUUUUUCCUAAAGAACAACAUGAUUCUGUGUCAGAUGGACUAUGAGGAGGGACAGCUGAACGGCAGCUUUGAGGCGCAGGUCCAAUAGCCAAGCUCAGCUCAGCUCGGCUCGGCCCGGCCCAGUGGACGGUGGCAGCAGCACCCCUCUGU